Castor canadensis (American beaver) is the source of this 1708-nucleotide messenger RNA. Lineage: Eukaryota; Metazoa; Chordata; Mammalia; Rodentia; Castoridae. The record is from RefSeq and is a predicted model, not a curated record.
CCCAGGAACACAGGGAAGCCCUGAGCACGUUAAGGUCGUUUCAAAAGAGAGAGCUGGGUAUUGGUGAGGGAAGCUGAGCAGAAGAGGAACCGUGCGGUCCAGGAGGCAGAGGUCCUCUUCACCAUGGCCAGACGCCCCCGGAGCAGCAGGGCAUGGCACUUUGUCCUCAGUGCAGCCCGCCGAGACGCAGACACCCGGACCAUGGCUCUGGCAGGCACCAGUGACUGGGGCUAUGACUCUGACGGGCAGCACAGUGACUCGGAUUCUGACCCUGAGUGCUCCUCCCUGCCGCCAUCCAUCGCCAGCGCCUUGCCUGUGACAGGGGAGUCUUUCUGUGACUGUGAGGGCCAGACUGAGGCAGCCUUCUGCAGCAGCCUACACACAACCCACCGCAGCAAGGACUGUCGCUGUGGGGAGGAAGAUGAGUAUUUUGACUGGGUCUGGGAUGACCUGAAUAAGUCCUCAGCCACCUUGCUGAGCUGUGACAACCGCAAGGUCAGCUUCCACAUGGAGUACAGCUGUGGUACUGCAGCCAUCCGGGGCACCAAGGAGUUAGGAGAAGGCCAGCACUUUUGGGAGAUCAAGAUGACCUCACCUGUCUAUGGCACUGACAUGAUGGUGGGCAUUGGGACAUCAGAUGUGGACCUGGACAAGUACCACCACACAUUCUGCAGCCUGCUUGGCAGAGAUGAGGACAGCUGGGGCCUCUCCUACACUGGGCUGCUGCACCACAAGGGUGACAAGACGAGUUUCUCCUCGCGCUUUGGCCAGGGCUCCAUCAUCGGUGUGCACCUGGACACCUGGCAUGGGACGCUGACCUUCUUUAAGAACAGGAAGUGCAUAGGAGUGGCAGCCACUCGGCUGCAGAACAAGAGGUUCUACCCAAUGGUGUGCUCCACAGCGGCCAAAAGCAGCAUGAAGGUGAUCCGCUCCCGUGCCAGCACCACCUCCUUGCAGUACCUGUGCUGCUACCGCCUGCGCCAGCUAAGGCCAGACUCUGGGGACACCCUUGAGGGUCUGCCCCUGCCCCCGGGCCUCAAGCAGGUUCUGCACAACAAGUUGGGCUGGGUCUUGAGUAUGAACUGCAGCCACCGUAAGUCCCCUGCACCCUCGCCCAGUGCUGUGGCCCGGCCCAGUCCCAACAGCCCUGACGCCAGGCCCUGCCAGAGGAAGCGCUGCCGACGGACCUGACUUCUUCCCCUUGAAAACUGCCAUCCCGGCUGGGAUCGACAUUCUGUUCCUCCCUCCCAGCCUCAUCCAGGGCAGGAGAUGGAAGAGCUGGGCUGUCUGCCUGGAUUUGUGCCCCAUCUCCCAAGGCCAGGACAGUCCUUUCUGCAGGGCCUCCAGGACUUAGGCUGCCAAGAGUCAGGGUCACUCUGCUGCCCAUGCUGGGUGGGGAAGCAACCACUCCUGUCCUUUGAGCCCCUGUGUGUGUGUGUCCGAGGAGCAGCAGCCCAAGCAAUUGACCCAGACUGUGAGCCUUGGAGGCCGGGCUGCCCUGGGAAGAGAGGGUCCAGCCGGAGCUCAGCUCUUUCUGUCCCACAGGGCCUUGGCUUUUUCCUGACUUGGCUUUGCAUGUUGCCAGCUGUUGCUCCUGUCACAGAGCCUUCAACGACUGUAACAGACGUAGGGUUUAUGUGUCACUUCCAUUCGGCUGAAAGAUUAAAGAUCCAUACUGAGGCCUGGGCUGCCCAGCAUCUGUGGCUUU